Molecule: messenger RNA, 1527 nt
Organism: Asparagus officinalis (garden asparagus)
Lineage: Eukaryota; Viridiplantae; Streptophyta; Magnoliopsida; Asparagales; Asparagaceae
Product: 3-hydroxyisobutyryl-CoA hydrolase 1-like
Exons: 14
Coding region: 198-1349 (383 amino acids)
Biological process (GO): L-valine catabolic process
Molecular function (GO): 3-hydroxyisobutyryl-CoA hydrolase activity
Source: RefSeq, a predicted model, not a curated record
AUGCAGCUUUUGACAUGCAGGGAUGCAGGGCCAUAUUUUUCGGAACACCCUUUGUAAUUGCAUGUUAGUUCAGACGUCAGUUUUCAAUCGAUAGUCACUUCCAUCCUCUACAAUGAGAGCAACAUCAAAUUACAGAAAAGAGCUCCAAAAUUGUUAUAAAAAAAAAAGAGCCGUAAGCUUUCAGUCAGCAAGAAGCCAUGGCCGCUCCCCAGAUCAAAGGCGACGUUGUCGACACCGACCAGGUUUUGGUGGAAGAGAAAGGAUGCGUGAGGGUACUGACACUGAACAGGCCGAGGCAGUUGAACGCCCUCUCAUCUCAGAUGAUUUUGAAAUUGCUGAAGCUUUUCACUGCUUAUGAAAAGGAUCCUACGGCCAAGCUACUAAUUAUGAAGGGAAAAGGAAGGGCAUUCUGUGCAGGAUCAGAUGUAUCAGCAGUAACCCAUUCUAUUACACAAGGUCAUUGGACUAACGGUGCAAACGUGUUCUGGAAUCAGUAUAUCUUAGACUAUAUAAUUGCGACUUACAGCAAACCUCAGGUUUCUUUUCUGAACGGAUUUGUAAUGGGAGGUGGAGCCGGUGUUUCAAUUCAUGGAAGGUUUCGGGUCGCUACAGAGAAAUCGGUUUUUGCAAUGCCUGAAACAGCAUUGGGGUGUUUUCCAGAUGUAGGUGCUUCUUAUUUUCUUUCAAGGCUACGUGGAUACUUCGGAGAGUAUGUUGGCCUAACUGGUACAAGGUUGGAUGGGGCUGAAAUGCUUGCAUGUGGCCUUGCAACACAUUUUGUUCCUUCAACGAGAUUGGAUUUGCUGGAGGAAUCAUUUGUUAAGUUGGACAGUUUCGAUUCUUUUACAGUCUGCAGAAUUAUCGAUCAGUUUUCGGAGCAUGUGCUCGUGAGAGAAAGCAGUGCUUAUAACAGAUUGGAUGUAAUUGAUAGAUGUUUCUCUAAAACAACCGUUGAAGAAAUUUUGUCCGCUGUUGAGCAGGAGGUUGUACAUUGGUCCAGUGAGUGGAUUUUGACUGCAAUAGAGUUAUUGAAGAAGGCAUCUCCUAUUAAUCUGAAGGUUGCACUCAGAUCGAUAAGAGAAGGGCAAACUCAACAAGUUGGCCAAUGCCUUGUCCGAGAGUACAGAAUGUGUUGCCAUAUUCUACGAAAAGAUUUCAGCAAGGACUUCUUCGAGGGAUGCAGGGCUAUACUAGUCGAUAAAGAUAGAAACCCAAAGUGGGAGCCAUCUCGGUUGGAUCAGAUCGAUGAUGAUAUGGUAGAUAAAUAUUUCUCAAAGGUUGAUGAUGCUGGGUGGGAAGAAUUGAAACUUCCUGGAGGUCAUGACCCAAAUAUCCUGUCAAAAAUCUGAGGAAGUUUGUUAGAGUCUUGACUACCUUGUGUUGGAAGACAAUGAAGUCAUUACCUUAAUUGCAUCUCUAAAUAAUGCUGGUUUAUGUUGCAAGUCAAUAUCUGUUCUUUGUAAGUUAAAAGUGUAUGAAUCAAAAUGAUGAAUAAUGACAGCAAAUAAAAUUAUUCCUUCUAUUACA